Ostrea edulis (European flat oyster) is the source of this 770-nucleotide messenger RNA. RefSeq lists its product as uncharacterized. The transcript is spliced from 4 exons. The coding region runs from base 142 to 648 and encodes 168 amino acids. The record is from RefSeq and is a predicted model, not a curated record. Lineage: Eukaryota; Metazoa; Mollusca; Bivalvia; Ostreida; Ostreidae.
ACAGUGGGCCACAUGCCAAUAUACAUGUACUGAAGAAUUAUCUAUCACCACUCUUAACACCAAGACUUGGAAAUUAAACAGCUGUGGGGAUUCUCUUUUGUCCAACUUUCAUUUUUGAAAAAUCUUCACGAUUCCUAAACAAUGAAUACACUUUGUUCCGUUCUGCUGAUUCUUCUUUUUGACUUAGCACGAUGUGAGGAUCUUGAUUUUCUAAAUGAAAAUCAGAAACGAAAUCUCGGGAAUAUGAAACGCUCUGAUUUACCUGAAAACAUUCAACGAGUUUUGCGUGAGGUUGUUCUUCAUGGAAAUGCUACGGCGCACUGGUGCUGCAAUGUUGCCACUUCAAGGACAAUUAUUGAAACCCACUCCCAGCUUCUCUACGUCAGACAGAUCAGAGACCGUGUGACGUCAACAAGCUGUGGGUUUCUCUGGCUCAGUCGAUGUUCCAGACACCAUUACUACUACAUAUCAUCACCUAAGUACAAUACCUUAUAUAACAGUAAGGUAAUCAACACGUCCUGCCCCGAUGAAAAUCUCGUGUGCUGCAAAGGAUACGCUCUGGUGGCUAAACACUGCUUACCACUAUCCGAAAUUCCGGCAAUAAAAGAUGACCUGAUCAAUCUUCAUCAUGCUGGUUUGCUGGGCUAAGAUGAACAUGGGUGAAAUGACAUAUUUUCCAUGAGUUUGAAAACGAGAAGAAUAUGCUUUGCUGUUGUCUCUUUACAUGUAUGGAGCAUAUAUUUAUUAGUAAAGAAUGACACCCGAGUUUC